CAGACUGUGUCUGGAACGCCAGUGGCACCGAAGACAUCGCCCUGCAGAAUAUCCAGGCGAGAAGUCGCAUGGUCAUGGCCUAUUUCAUGGCGCAACUGAUGCCAUGGGCUACUGACCAGGCCAUGCAGGGCGACGCCGGGCCGGGAUGGGGCUCUCUUCUGGUUCUAGGCUCGGCCAAUGUGGAUGAAGCCUUACGUGGCUACUACACGAAGUAUGACUGCAGCGCUGCAGAUGUGAACCCCAUUGGUGGUAUCAACAAAAGAGACUUGAAGGCGUUCUUAAUAUGGGCGGCCAAAGAAAGAGGUAUUGGUGAACUGGAACGGGUGGCCAACGCAGUCCCCACCGCAGAGCUGCGACCAGAUAAGGCUACAUUCUGUUUCUAUUCCUACGUGCCCAUUAGUGCUCCAGUCAGAUUCAUGGCCGCCAUGGCCGUUGCCUGCGCCACGCCCAGCGCGGCGCCAUGGCGCAAUCUUCUGGCCGCGUGGGUCGCAUGGGGCAGCCUCUGGGCCGCCAGCUUCUGUGGUUUGGAACUCCGCUGUCAACGGAGUCCGCGGAUGGGCUGCAGGAUCGCUGAAGGCGAGCUUUCGACCGAAGAGAGCGAGGAUCUGCUUGUGGCUUUGGGCCGAAAUCUUUGGGCUGCAGCAGAUGAACUGCUGGAAGUAAGCGCCCUCUUGGCCGCAGCUCCCCUCUCCGCCCUCGACGUGCGGAAGUUCUCCCCGCAGGGCCUAGGAGCUGCGGCGCUGGCCUUGCGAAAUGCGGCAGAUAUGAUGCUGGAUGAGGAUUGGGAGAGUGCCAUGGGCGAACUGGAGGUGGCUUCGGUUUCCAGCGAAGGUUUCUUGCCGCCCGCGUCCAUGCAAGGCUUAAUCGACCUUUUUGCCUACGAGGAAGCCAUGCCAAGUUGUGAGUGGCAAAGAGCUAAGUCUUCACUCAGACGUUUGUCCAAAAACUUGGCUGACGUGGCGGAGAAGCUGAGCGGGGGUGAAGUAGUGAACUCUCUGAAGCGCUCCUCGGAGUUCCUAUCGUCGGCUGCAAGACUUUUCGUGCCUGGUGGUUUCGAGAUGCCACCGGACCCUCGAAUCUAUCGGGGCCCACGUGGAGAGACACAGCGCGAUUUCUAUGGCUCUUUCUAUGUUCCUCCAGAGAAGCAAUACGUGGAGGACGCCCCCCCUGGCAGCCCCGCAGCCAAGAUCUUGGAGACGGUGCAGCGGGAGCUGGCCGAGGCCGGGAGCUCCUCCUCGGCGCGGAGGCAGGUCCUGCGGCGCCUGGUGCGGCGGCUGCAUCCGGAUCAGAACCGGGGCAAGGAGGAGGAGGUGACUCCAGCUUUUCGCUACAUCCAACGGAUUCGCUCGGAAGAGAUGGAUCAGCGUCGGAAAAAAAACAUGGGUUCCGUUGCGCUGCUCCCCUGUCGGAAUGACAUUUUGGCUGAUGUGGAAGGUGGUAAGAAGGUGGAGGAACAAAGUGAUGAGAAAGACAUGGGUAUGUCAUACGAUGAGCUCGGCGAUCUGGGACACUUGCGGAAGGUAGAGAAGUGUGGACCGCUCUCCACCUUUCUGAAGUUGCGGCAGCUCUGGUCCCACAAGACCGCCGAAUGGACGGGUCCCCAGGACAACGAUAAGGCGAUCACACCCUCCAUCCGGGUGAAGGUCCAGCCCAAGACCUUUGAUGAAAAGGUGGCGCAGAAGGAAAAUUAUGUCUACGAUGACCUCUAUGGCUAUUCCCUGGGAGUUCUGCAAGGGCAGGGACGAACAGUCGAACAGCUGAAAGAUCCUGCGGUGUGGAACGAACUCGCCCGAGCCAAAUGUGAGGAAGUGCAAAAGAUCCAUCAAUUCACCAACGACGAGCUGGUGCUUGCCGAUAUCUUAGACAUGAAUUUGCCCAUCAUGGCGAUGUCGCACUGCUCAGCUGGAUGGGAGGCUCAGCAGCGAACGACCGAGAUGCUUCCGGAGAUGCGUGCUAACCCCUAUAUUACAAAGAAGGCUGAAUAUCACAGCAUCACAGAUUGCAAGAAGAUCACCGAUCGUGAGUACGCGCGACAUCACUACAUGAAAUGUCUCCUGGGAAUCAACAACGCGGCAGCGGACGCAGCCUAUUUGUUUGCACGCGCUUGCUUAUUGGACGGUGGCAGCCGGAUUGGCCACUUCUCUGAGUGCCCCUUCGAUUUGGAGGUUGAAGUUUCGACAGCCCGCCCCGUGGCGCAACUGAGGCCCAAGGGCGUACCGUUGCAGGUGAGCCAACAGCCGUGCCUGUCGGGUUUUUCUGGCCGACCCUGGGAACAACUUCCGACAUCGCCCACCUUCAAUCGCGUGAAGGUGUCCAAUAUGGUGAAGAGAAUCAAGGCACAAGAUCUUCAGAAGGUCUUCUCUCGCUAUGUGGGCCCUGUUUGUGAUUGUACUCUACGGGAAGAUGUCGCCACGAUCACGUUCUGGAAUUCGGAGCACGCCUACGUUGCGAUUGAAAAGUAUGAUGGAGGCACUUUGGAGAUGAGCACCGACAAAAGUAAAGGAGCAGAUGGGAUUUUCCUUUUCGCGAAAGACGCCAACUUUCGAGAAACGAUGGAAAAUCGCUUGGGGCCUUUGGGUCAAUGCCAGCUUCGCCGCGGUGAAGGGUGGAUCACACUGUUCCGAAGAAACAUGGCUGAGCAACUGAAGCGUGAAGAUGUCUUGAACAUGAUUGAUUUCAAGGGGACAAUCAUCACUGUUGACCUGGACAGAGGACUGGUUGAUUGUGCUUCUGGCCUGGAGCAUGUGAUCAUUUUUUCGGCAUUGUACCAGCAAAAUCUCGUUUGGAGAGCAUGCAUUUCUGCUUGUGGAAACAACUUGAGAUCGAACAUUGGCUUAUAUACUUGA
This is a messenger RNA of Cladocopium goreaui, 2846 nucleotides long. The record is from the annotation of a GenBank genome assembly. NCBI's taxonomy places the organism in Eukaryota, Dinophyceae, Suessiales, Symbiodiniaceae.